GGGUUAUGUGGUCCCGGUCUGAAUUCGCUGGGAGGCAUAGGAAGGUCCGGACACGAAUUCAGCCAUAUUCCACACUCUUGGCUUGAUAGGUAGCCAGCGGCGCCGGGUUGCAGUAGCUAAAAAGGAGGAUCCACAUACGAAAAGUAGCCUUUCUUUUAACAAUCGUGUUUAAUAUUUUUGUCGUGGAAACAAAAUAGCUGGCUUUUGUGCUUUAGGUCGCAUUCCAAACCGGAUCGAAUGGAAGGUGUAUGAAUCUGAGCUUUGAUCGACGGGAAAACCAGACAUCCCAUAUUAACUGGCAAGUGGGGAUUUUUUAGGAUUAAGGCGAAUGGGCCUCGAAUAUAAGCGAGAGGAACAUGAACACAACGUGAGCAACCGGAACGCGUCGAGCUUGGAAAAAUAAAAACUAAAUUAUUUUAGCUAGUCGAUUUUGUAGGCUACUUAAGCGAGCUAGCAAGCAAGGUAGCUGGCGGCUAACGUUAACGUUAGUUAGCAAGAGGUUUCAGUCUUCGAUUUCCGUGCCCCGUAUUUGCUAAAUAAAUUGCUUUUUUGUUUGCGUAAUUGCGAAGCAGGUUCAUCACUGCGCCCCGUAACAGAUUUUUUGGGGUGUUCUUCAUUCUUGGGGAAAGGGAGUGGUAACUGGUUUAAAGAACAUGUCAGCAAAGGUGAGGCUGAAGAAGUUGGAGCAGUUGCUCCUGGGCGGCCGCCAGAAGAAUGAGACGUCCUUAAGCGUGGAAACACUUCUGGAUAUUUUAAUAUGUUUAUACAACGAAUGUAGCAACUCGCCUUUAAAACGGGAGAAACAUGUGGCGGACUUUCUGGAAUGGGUGAAGCCGUUCACCACCACGGUGAAGCAGAUGAGGUUGCACAGGGACGACUUCGAGAUGCUCAAGGUGAUCGGAAGAGGGGCCUUCGGAGAGGUCGCCGUGGUGAAGAUGAAAAACACCGAGCGCGUGUACGCCAUGAAGAUCCUGAACAAGUGGGAAAUGCUGAAGAGAGCCGAGACCGCCUGCUUCCGGGAGGAGAGGAACGUUCUGGUGAACGGGGACUGCCAGUGGAUCACCCGGCUGCACUACGCCUUCCAGGACGACAACUACCUGUAUUUGGUGAUGGACUACUACGUCGGAGGGGACCUGUUGACGCUGCUCAGUAAGUUCGAGGACCGGCUCCCGGAGGACAUGGCCCGGUUCUACGUGGCCGAAAUGGUCCUGGCCAUCCACUCCAUCCACCAGCAGAAUUACGUUCACCGAGACAUUAAACCGGACAACGUGCUGCUGGACCUGAACGGCCACAUCCGCCUGGCUGACUUUGGCUCCUGUCUGAAGAUGAUGGAGGAUGGCACGGUGCAGUCCUCGGUCGCCGUGGGGACGCCGGACUACAUCUCCCCGGAGAUCCUGCAGGCCAUGGAGGACGGGAAGGGGAAGUACGGGCCCGAGUGCGACUGGUGGUCCCUGGGGGUGUGCAUAUACGAGAUGCUGUACGGCGAGACGCCCUUCUACGCCGAGUCGCUGGUGGAGACCUACGGCAAGAUCAUGAACCACGAGGAGCGCUUCCAGUUCCCGUCCCACAUCACGGACGUGUCGGAGGACGCCCGGGACCUGAUCCAGAGGCUGGUGUGCAGCCGGGGCCAGCGGCUGGGCCAGCGCGGCAUCCAGGACUUCCAGGCGCACCCCUUCUUCCGCGGCAUCGACUGGGAGAGCAUCCGCAGCGCCGAGGCGCCCUACGUCCCCGACGUCAGCUCCCCGACCGACACCUCCAACUUCGACGUGGACGAGGACGUGCUCAAGAACCCGGACCUGGGCCCUCCCAUCUCUCACACUGGGUUCUCUGGCCAGCACCUGCCCUUCGUGGGCUUCACGUACACCACAGACAGCCCUUUCUCCGACCGCGGCUGCCUGAACCCGGCCACGCCCGCCGAAGGGGAGGUGGAACCGGACGGGGAGGACGAGGGCGAGGGGGAGGGGGAGGGGGAGGGCGGCCCCAAGACGCAGGUCUUCGAGAAGAGGAUUCAGCGGCUGGAGCAGGAGAAGAUGGAGCUGAACCGCAAGCUGCAAGAAUCCACCCAGGCUCUGAACGGCUCAGGUAAAGGGUUGGGGACCGUUGGCCGGGACAAGGAGAUGAAGAAGCUGAAUGAGGAGAUCGAGCGCCUGAAGAAGAAACUGGCAGAUUCCGACCGGUUGGAACACCAGCUGGAGGAGGCGGUCACCUUGCGGCAGGGGUACGAGAGCUCCGCCUCCAAACUGAAGUCCCUGGACAAACAGGUUGCGGCGCUCGCGCUGGAGAAAGAGGACAUCCAGAAGCAACUGGCGGAGGCGCAGGAGCGGGCGCGGCUGCAGGCGCAGGAGCUGAAGGAGGCGCAGCAGCAGCGCAAGCGGGCGCUGCAGGAGUCGUCGGAGCAGAGCGAGCGCGCCACCGAGCUGCGCUCGCACAAGCAGCGGCUCGCCCGCCAGCUCCGCGACAAGGAGGAGGAGAUGGACGCCACGCUGCACAAGAUGGACGCCAUGCGGCAGGACAUCCGCAAGACCGAGAAGGCCCGCAAGGAGGUGGAGGCGCUGCUGGAGGACUCCAAGGCGGAGGCGUCGAAGGAGCGCAAGCUGCGGGAGCACAGCGAGUCCUACUCCAAACAGCUGGAGAGAGAGCUGGAGAAGAUGAAGCAGGGGAGCAGGCGGGGGUCGGGCCUGGGCCUGGAGACGCAGCAGGAGCUGUCCAGGGCCAAGUCGGAGCUGGACAAGAAGGUGCUGUUCUACGAGGAGGAGCUGCUCCGCCGCGAGGCCUCCCACUCCAGCGAGCUGAAGAACCUCCGCAAGGAGCUGCAGGAGGCCGAGGCCCAGCACGCCUCCCUCCAGAAGGAGCUCACCCUGCUCAGGGACAAGCUGGAGAAGACCGAGCGGGAGAGGCAAAGCGAAAUGGACGAGGCGCUGGCCAACCUCAAGGAGAAAUACGACCGGGAACGGGACAAUCUAACCGAGGACAACCGCAGGCUGACCAGCGAGACCGACAGGCUGUGCACGUUCGUGGACAAGCUGACCGCGCAGAACCAGCAGCUGGAGGACGAGCUGCAGGACCUGGCCGCCAAGAAGGAGAGCGUGGCGCACUGGGAGGCCCAGAUAGCGGAAAUCAUUCAGUGGGUGAGCGAUGAGAAGGACGCCCGGGGCUACCUCCAGGCCCUGGCCACCAAGAUGACCGAUGAGCUGGAGUCACUACGGAGCUCCAACCUGGGCUCCCGGACACUGGAUCCCCUGUGGAAGGUGCGUCGCAGUCAGAAGCUGGACAUGUCGGCCCGCCUGGAGCUGCAGUCGGCGCUGGACGCGGAGAUCCGGGCCAAGCAGCUGGUGCAGGAGGAGCUCCGCAAAGUCAAGGGAACCAACAUCUCCUUCGAGAGUAAACUGAAAGAGGCGGAGGCCAAAAACCGGGAGAUGGCGGAUCAGCUGGAGAGCGUGAAGAAGGAGCUGGAGGAGAGCCGGACCCGCACAGACAAAGGGUUAAAGCUUCCCAGCUUCCAGGAUUCUCUGUUUGAUUACUUCAGCACCUCCCCCUUCUCCCAGGACCUGACCAGGUCCAGUUCCGUCAGCGAGUCUCCCAAGUCCGACAUCCCCUCCAGGUCAUCGAGGACCUCCGAGCAGGACGAGCCCCUGAAGUCCCCCUCAGCUGCCCCUGUGGCCACACCCCCUGCGUACCAGUCAUCGCUAAAGUCCUCCCCAAAGCCCAAAGCGCAUCAGCUGAGCAUCAAGACCUUCUCCAGCCCCACCCAGUGCAGCCACUGCUCCUCCCUGAUGGUGGGCCUCCUCCGUCAGGGCUACGCCUGCGAAGUGUGCUCGUUCAUCUGUCACGUGUGCUGCAAGGACAGCGCCCCCCAGGUGUGCCCCAUCCCCCCGGAGCAGGCCAAGAGGCACCUGGGCGUGGACAUGCAGAGGGGGAUUGGCACGGCCUACAAGGGCUUCGUCAGGGUCCCGAAGCCCUUGGGGGUGAGGAAGGGCUGGCAGAGGGCCUACGCUGUGGUGUGCGACUGCAAGCUCUUCCUGUACGACGUGCCUGAGGGCAAAGCCACCCAGCCCGGCGUGGUGGCCAGUCAGGUGCUGGACCUCAGAGACGAGGAGUUCACCGUGAGCUCCGUGCUGGCCUCGGACGUCAUCCACGCCACGCGCAAAGACAUCCCCUGCAUAUUCAGGGUGACGUCGUCGCUGCUGAGCUCGCCGCGGCGCUCGGCGUCCCUCCUGGUGCUGGCCGAGAGCGAGGCGGAGAAGCGCAAGUGGGUGGGCAUCCUGGAGGGGCUGCAGACCAUCUUCGCCAAGAACAACCUGAAGCUCCGUCCGGCGCUCAGCCUGCGGGAGGCCUACGACAGCAGCCUGCCCGCCAUCAAGACCGCGCUGUCGGCCGCCGUCGUGGACCGGGAGCGCGUUGCCCUGGGAACGGAGGACGGCCUCUACGUGAUCGAAGUCAACAAAGACGUCAUCGUCCGGGCGACCGACUCCAAGAAGGUGCAGCAGAUCGAGCUGAUCCCCAAGGAGAGGCUGGUGGUCCUGCUCUGCGGGCGCAACCGCCACGUCCACCUGCACCCGUGGGGGGCGCUGGAGGGCGCCGAGGCCGCCUUCGACGUCAAGCUGGCCGAGACCAAGGGCUGCCAGGCGCUGGCGGCGGGGUGCCCCCGGCCCGGCGCCCCCUCCUGCCUGCUGGCGGGCGUCAAGCGGCUGGUGCUGUGCUACGAGGCCGGGGGGCCCCGCCCGCACCACCGCAAGCUGUGGGAGGUGCAGGCGCCGGGCGUGGUCCAGUGGCUGGGCUUCCUGCGCGGGCGCGUCUGCGUGGGCUACCCGUCGGGCUUCGCCCUGCUCAGCCUGCAGGGGGAGUCGUCGCCCGUCAGCCUGGUCAACCCCACCGACACGUCGCUGUCCUUCCUGGGCCAGCAGCCGCUGGACGCCCUGCACGCCCUGGAGGUGGGCGCCGGGGAGCACCUGCUCUGCUUCAGCCAGCUGGGCGUCUACGUGGACCUGCAGGGCCGGCGCUCCCGCUCCCAGGAGCUCAUGUGGCCGGCCACGCCCCUCGCCUGCAGCUCCAACUCCACCUUCCUGAGUGUCUACAGCGACUAUGGCAUCGACGUCUUCAACAUCAACACCAUGGACUGGGUCCAGACCCUCUCUCUGAGAAAGAUUCGGCCUCUGAAUUUGGACGGCAGCCUGAACCUGCUGGGCUCGGAGCAGCCGCACCUCGUGUACAGCAGCAGCUCCUCCUCAGAGGGUCCUGACCUGGCCAUUCCAGAGACGUCUGAUAACAGCAAGAAGGUGAUGAUGAGGACGCGCAGCAAGAGGAAGUUCCUCUUCAGAGUGCCUGAUGAAGAGCGUCUUCAGCAGAGGAGAGAGAUGCUGAGGGACCCAGAACUCAGGUCCAGGAUGAUCUCCAACCCCACCAACUUCAGCCACGUGGCACACGUGGGCCCUGGAGACAGCAUGCAUGUCCUGAUGGACCUGCCCCUGCAGUGCGAAUCCCCCCUCCCCUCCCCCUCCCGACCCCACCCCCUGAUUUCUCCUCCGACCAACUUUGAGCACGUCUAUCACAUGACUCCCAUCAGCGCCGAGCUCUAUCUGCAGAAAGAGCCUUCCUCCCUGCCUGGCCUGCCGCAGAUCUCCUCCUCCUCCUCCUCUCCUUCGACUUCCUCUUUAGGAAGGGAUGAAUCCAGGGAGAGGACUCGGCCUGCCUCCGUUCUGUCGCGGCAGCAGAGGAGCAGGUCCUACAUGCCCCGCACUACCUCCGGAAGCUUAGACUAUGGCGGUGCAGGGCUGUCUCGGAAUGUCUGGGAUCCAGACCUGGAAUUUGAUAGAGAGCCGGAUUCGGACUCCACCAAGCACUCCACCCCCUCCAACAGCUCCAAUCCCAGCAGCCCCCCUAGCCCCAACUCGCCCCACCGGAGCCAGCUGACCCUGGACGGGGUCGACCCCGCGACCCUGGACGGCUGACGAGGCCCCGCCCGCUCAGCCGUGAGCUCCCUCUGCCGCAAGGCCGCCGACGAAAGACUCUGGCUCUCAUUACCCACACACCCCCCCCCACCCCCACCCCCAC
Anguilla anguilla (European eel) is the source of this 6051-nucleotide messenger RNA. Its product is annotated as serine/threonine-protein kinase MRCK beta-like. NCBI's taxonomy places the organism in Eukaryota, Metazoa, Chordata, Actinopteri, Anguilliformes, Anguillidae. Gene Ontology annotation, cellular component: cytoplasm; cytoskeleton. The transcript has 37 exons. Gene Ontology annotation, molecular function: ATP binding; protein serine/threonine kinase activity. Gene Ontology annotation, biological process: actomyosin structure organization; peptidyl-threonine phosphorylation. The record is from RefSeq and is a predicted model, not a curated record. The coding region runs from base 654 to 5948 and encodes 1764 amino acids.